This is a messenger RNA of Gastrolobium bilobum, 2242 nucleotides long. Its product is annotated as protein TRANSPORT INHIBITOR RESPONSE 1-like. Gene Ontology annotation, cellular component: SCF ubiquitin ligase complex. Gene Ontology annotation, biological process: SCF-dependent proteasomal ubiquitin-dependent protein catabolic process. The record is from RefSeq and is a predicted model, not a curated record. The transcript has 3 exons. Bases 137 to 1897 code for a protein of 586 amino acids. Lineage: Eukaryota; Viridiplantae; Streptophyta; Magnoliopsida; Fabales; Fabaceae. Gene Ontology annotation, molecular function: protein binding.
UCUCUGCGUGUAUCUGGCAACUACAACUACAAGCUCAUCAAUGGCGUCUCAGAUCUAAGAGAUUCACUUUGAAACAGUGACUGUGAAGGUUCGUGCGAUAUUCAUCGAGAAAAGGAUACCGUCUCGUUGCUUCCACAUGCAGAGACUGAGAGUUGCGUACUCGUUCCCUGAGGAGGUCCUCGAGCACGUCUUCUCAUUCAUUCGCUGCGACAAGGACCGUGGCUCGAUCUCGCUGGUGUGCAAGUCGUGGUACGAGAUCGAGAGAUGGUGCAGGCGGAGGGUGUUCGUCGGAAACUGCUACGCCGUGAGUCCGGCGAAGGUGAUUAAGCGGUUUCCGGAGGUGAGAUCCAUCUGCCUGAAGGGGAAGCCGCACUUCGCGGACUUCAAUUUGGUUCCCGAAGGUUGGGGCGGUUACGUUUGCCCUUGGAUCAAGGCCAUGGCCGUUGCAUAUCCCUGGCUCCAAGAGAUCAAGCUCAAGAGGAUGGUCAUCACCGACGACAACUUGGACCUCAUCGCUAAAUCCUUUAAGAACUUCGAGGUCCUCGUGCUCACUUCAUGUGAGGGUUUCACUACCGAUGGACUUGCUGCCAUUGCCGCCAAUUGCAGGAAUUUGAGGGAGUUAGACUUGCGGGACAGUGAAGUGGAGGAAAUUAGUGGGCAUUGGCUAAGCCAUUUUCCUGAUUCAUAUACAUCGUUGGUUUCCCUUAACAUCUCUUGCUUAAGCAAUGAGGUGAAUUUGCCUGCACUAGAGCGCCUGGUUAGUAGGUGUCCCAACUUGCAGACCCUAUGCCUCAAUCGUGCUGUGCCCCUUGAUAGGCUACCCAACCUACUUCGCGGGGCUCCUCAGCUGGUUGAGUUAGGCACUGGAGCUUACACGACUGAGAUGCGACCGGAGGUCUUCUCUAACCUGGCAGCAGCAUUUUCUGGGUGCAAGCAAUUGAAGAGCUUGUCUGGCUUUUGGGAUGUGCUCCCAUCCUAUCUUCCAGCUGUCUAUCCUAUCUGUUCCAGGCUGACAUCACUAAACUUGAGUUUUGCUACUAUUCAAAGCCCCGAUCUUACCAAGCUUGUUAGUCAAUGUGAAAGUUUGCAGCGGUUAUGGGUGCUGGAUUACAUAGAAGAUGCUGGCCUUAAUGUGCUUGCUGCAACGUGUAAGGAUCUACGGGAGUUGAGGGUGUUUCCGUCUGACCCAUUUGUUAUAGAACCAAAUGUAGCGUUGACUGAGCAAGGCCUUGUUUAUGUGUCUGAAGGCUGCCCCAAGCUCCAGUCAGUUCUAUAUUUUUGUCGUCAAAUGUCUAAUAUUGCCCUAAAUACAAUUGCCCGGAACAGGCCUAAUAUGACUCGUUUUCGGCUAUGUAUUAUUGAGCCUAGAACUCCUGACUAUCUUACCCUUCAACCGCUGGAUGCUGGUUUUGGAGCUAUUGUGGAGCAUUGCAAGGAUCUUCGGCGCCUUUCCCUUUCCGGGCUUCUUACUGACCGUGUUUUUGAGUAUAUUGGGACUUAUGGGAAGAAGCUUGAGAUGCUUUCUGUGGCUUUUGCUGGAGAUAGUGAUUUAGGACUCCAUCACGUGCUGUCUGGUUGUGACAACCUUAGGAAGCUGGAGAUCAGGGACUGCCCCUUUGGUGACAAAGCCCUUUUGGCCAAUGCUGCAAAGCUGGAGACAAUGCGAUCCCUUUGGAUGUCCUCUUGCUCGGUGAGUUUUGGAGCCUGUAAGCUGCUGGGUCAGAAAAUGCCGAGACUUAAUGUUGAAGUCAUUGAUGAAAGAGGACCUCCAGAUUCAAGGCCAGAGAGUAGUCCUGUUGAGAAGCUUUACAUAUACAGGACUGUUUCUGGGCCUAGAUUAGACAUACCUGGUUAUGUAUGGACAAUGGAAGAUGAUUCUGCAUUAAGGAUUUCUUGAGUGAUUUUGUGCUGUGGAUUGAGCCAUGGAAUUUAAUGUGCAUUUUAUGUGGGAAUUGUUGAUGGCAGGUACAUGCUCAAUGUUACAGGAGGGUAUACAGAAGAGGCUUGAGCUCGAUUGCUAUUCAUUUUACACUUUGGCUGAGCUACGGAAUACCAGUUCACUGAUAAAUAAAAAGAGUGAAACUUUGUCGUCGUUGUAUGUGGCAUCAGAUAGAAGAGUGAUAUUAUUUUUCAUACUAUAAUAUUUUAAGGACUUUUGCAUCAUUUAUAUGCAUGUUACCUUGGCCUUUCCUAGUAAUAUAUGGGUGGACUCAUUGUCAUUAUUAACCUUUGAAAGGAAUAA